Messenger RNA from Gilbertella persicaria, 333 nucleotides. RefSeq names its product PHD finger-like domain-containing protein 5A. The record is from RefSeq and is a predicted model, not a curated record. Lineage: Eukaryota; Fungi; Mucoromycota; Mucoromycetes; Mucorales; Choanephoraceae. Gene Ontology annotation, biological process: mRNA splicing, via spliceosome. The transcript is spliced from 3 exons. The coding region runs from base 1 to 333 and encodes 110 amino acids. Gene Ontology annotation, cellular component: catalytic step 2 spliceosome; U12-type spliceosomal complex; U2 snRNP.
AUGGCAAAGCAUCACCCCGAUUUGAUCUUUUGUCGCAAACAACCUGGUAUUGCCAUUGGUCGCUUGUGUGAAAAGUGUGAUGGUCGUUGUGUUCUUUGCGAUAGUUAUGUGCGUCCAGCAACACUUGUUCGUAUUUGUGAUGAAUGUAAUUUUGGUUCUUUCCAAGGUCGUUGUGUUGUCUGUGGUGGUCCAGGUGUAUCCGAUGCUUAUUAUUGCGUUGGGUGUACGCGACUCGAAAAAGACCGUGAAGGUUGUCCGAAGAUCAUUAACCUUGGUUCUUCAAAAACAGAUCUAUUUUAUGAGCGGAAAAAAUUUGGGUUCAAAAAGAGAUAA